Aspergillus campestris IBT 28561 is the source of this 3528-nucleotide messenger RNA. RefSeq names its product RTP1/Tango6 family protein. The coding region runs from base 52 to 3489 and encodes 1145 amino acids. NCBI's taxonomy places the organism in Eukaryota, Fungi, Ascomycota, Eurotiomycetes, Eurotiales, Aspergillaceae. The record is from RefSeq and is a predicted model, not a curated record. Gene Ontology annotation, biological process: protein secretion. The transcript is spliced from 3 exons.
AGAGUCAUGAGGAUUCUUAAAAUUAAUUAAUAGAUAUUGUCGGGUCUCAUUAUGGGCGAACCCAUAGCCAUAAAGCUGGCGUUCGACGCUGCAAGCCAGUUUCUGAACCCGGUCCUUCAACGAGAGGAACUUGAAAAACACCGAGGGAACUCUCUGUUGGAGAUACUGGGACGAAAUGAAGCCGUUGACCAUUCGGAUGAGUCAAUCAGAGCAGUCGUCGUCCAUAAAGCGCUGGAGAUCUUGUUCUCCGUCCAUACCGCAUUUGUUGCCCCGGACAAUGAUGCUGGGCAAGCUUCCCAAAUCGUUGAAGUACCGGACGAUCCAGCUCUAGAGGAUGCAAAACGGCGUCGGAUGCUACAUGCUCUUCUUGAUUUGAUUUCGUUGGAGGGGAUCUACCCUUCACUCUCAGCUGGAGUGGGCAUCCCUUUACAACAACGGGUGAUUUCUGUCCUGCCGCCUGGCGUCAUUGCACAACAGCAGCAGAAGCCCGCGCACGGCACUCUUCAAGAUGAAGAACUACUGGAUUCUAUAGUACAGACACUAAUGAACAUCGUCUUGGAUGAACGACCAAGUAUCCAGCCCGUUGUUCGCGGUCGAAUCUUGAGUGAUAUAAUCAGUGCAGCUUCUGAAUUAGCCUUUCAUUCGCAAAGUCUACCAAAAGAGAAGAAAGAUCGAUACCGCCAAGGCUUGGAAACUGUAAUUGAUGACACUCCUACCCCGGUGUUGUUACCGACAUUAUCGAACUUUCUCCAAGCAGAGCCGGCACCAUGGUUUAGGUCCGUGAUAUCCGCCGCUUUGUCACGGAUACCCUUACGCAAUGAUGGUGUCUUGCAGACGAUUGUGUUUUUGGCUUCGCAAUUUUCCCCUUCACUGGGAGAGAAUCCCGAAGACCAGACGUCUAGAGGGCCGCAUUUUACCGUUCAGUCCAUCAUGCAAACGUCUCAUCUACUAUCUUCCGUACCGCAGGGGAUGGAUGCAGCUGUCUAUUUUUCAUCAAUCGCACCGCAGCUAUUGGCACUUCUUGACGGGGAUGAUCCUGAUUUGAAGAGGACUGCAGCCUAUGUUAUCGGUAAUGGGAUUCUGGGAAAGCGUGCCUAUGGCGCAGUCGGGACUAUAGGGCACGCGAUAUUUGUGGAACCCAUUUUCAAAGCGCUGACGGCAAGGCUUGACGAUGCCUCGAAAAGGUGGAUGCAGCCUUUGGAUAGCAAGAAUGAUGGGAAACCACUACACGACCUUGUUGAUCACCCUACCCUGAGCCUGGCCAUCGAACGCUUGAGGUCCCUUGUUCUUCAGCACUCAAACCCGGGACUAGUUAAAAGAGUCGUAUACCCGGUUAUCCUCCCACUUUGGGGAUUGGCAUGUUUCGCGUGCGACCAAGAUGACAGACUUCACGAUACACUUAUGACUAUAUUGAAGACAUACUUUGGUAUAUCAGUGGGUGUACAACCGCUGGAGAAGAUAGCCGACAAUCUACUGUACAAUGGCGGGGUUGAUUGGACAUAUGGCCUUGAUCCGACAUCAAGCGUAUCGUUGAUAAAGCCUAGUGCAGACUCCGAGCAACACAAUAUUGUCCAAUUGAUCGACACCCUACAGUCGCGAGUCAAACUCUUCGCCAGUCUGCUGGGUGCAGAUCCCAACAGUGAAGAUCGGACUGGCGAUAUUUUCCUUCAUGUGAGCGAAAGAUGGCUAGUAAAACGACCAGGCAAGGAGGGCUCGUUGUCCGACUUACAGCUCCCGUCAGCAGGCGAGGGGCAGGAUCAUAUUUUGCAAAGCCUUGUCAGUGCGAAACUCGCAGAGUCUUUGCUAGACAACUUCAAGGAUACUCUUUCACGCCGUCCAUUAAGAGUGCUUAAACUUGUCAAGCAGAUCAUCAGUGGCGAACUGAGCCGGGUGAACGCGCAGCAUCAUAAGUCGGCAGAUCGACGAGAUGGACAGGUUUCCUUGUCCUCUUUGGCCAAUAUCGUCAGUAAGGACGACAGUGAACCGGAUGAAGGCUCAACCACGACAGACUCGGACGAAUCAUUGCCAGCAGUAUUCAGUUUGCUAUCCACUGUUCUCGCGUCUCCUGAAUUCUCCGUCUCGCCUGAGAUACUGGGAAUCCUCGAAAGUGUCAAACAAGAACUAGACCAACUGAUCCCCAGUCUCCCGCAGUCACUUGCAAAGCCGGCAACAACCGCGUCGAUGCUGAUAGAAAUCAACAUCGCUUGCCCCGAAGGGCUUGACAAAGAGAAAUCCGCUCCUGGUAUUUCAGAUUUUGAAACGCAUCGCCGAGCAUUAACCAAUCUCAACUCCGACCUUCCCCCGGUGCAAGCAGAGGGCUUUUCGCUUCUUUCUGACUUGAUUACGAAAGCCUCACCCAUCCUUGACGUACCAUCCACGCUCACUCUGCUUUUAUCCAUUCUCACGGACUCUUCUGAAACCCAAGCCAACGAUGAAUUCGUAUAUCUGAAUGCUAUCAAGUUGGUGGCUGUAUUGGCUUCUCGACACCCACGCACAGUGGUGAAAACCCUCAUCGACCGCUAUUCCGACAGGAGCGAGAGCAUGACUCUUGAUCAGCGGCUAAAGAUUGGCGAGUGCUUACUCAUGACCGUACAGGAUCUCGGCGAGGCCCUACAGGGGGAAACAGCUAAAAUCCUCGGCGAAGGUAGUGUUGCCGUUGCGGGACGACGGGCACACAAACCCCAAACGCAAAAGAGCCGAAGACAACAGCUGGAAAAGGAAAAGAGGCAACAGGAGCGUGAAGAGCGCCAACGGGAGAACGAUAUCGCGAUGCCAGAUGGUUGGAAGGUGUCUUCGCCCGCCCUUGCGUCUGACGAACUCAUGGAAGAUGCGGACUCGGACUCCGAGUCUCCGGAAAAAGCUGCACAUGCAGCUAAUAUAGUUGCUGCUUGGGCGGCAGGCGCAUCUUCUGACGAGGAGCCAGAUGACUUGCGCAUCAGAGCAUCCGCAAUGUCCAUACUAGCCACUGCAGUGCAGACAAACAUUGCCGGUCUUGGCCCCUCCAUCGUCGCAUCCGCCGUUGACCUUGCUCUGUCAACACUGACAUUGGAAUCGGAGGAAGGAGCUGCAAUCCUCCGUCGCGCAAGUGUUGUCCUCCUUCUUGAUAUCCUGAAGGCCAUCGACACAGCCCGAGAAACCCGUGGAAGUGGUGCGUUGGGUUUCGGGUUUUCUCUUUCAGACGAGCCUACGACCAGCAAUUCUAAUGAUCGGGGACCCACAACUGUUGGAAACCUUCCGUAUAUGCUCCGUGUGCUUCAAUUCGUGGAGAGCCACGAGACGGACGCCAUUGUACGUGGCCACGUCCGCGUCCUGAUCGAAAGCCUGGAGGCCUGGCUAGAGAAAUCUAUACUGUGGGGGAUCGGAGCCCAAGGAACGGACGAAGAAAGUGAACCGCGGAUGGAGCUGGGAGAUCAGAUCGCUGGCCUUGAUAUUAACCCAUUGGCAGGGACUUCUGGAGCCGGCAGGCCCAGAAUUGAGGAAAUCGAGUGAUACAUGGACACUUGUUUAAAUAUUAUCUACUUUACCUGU